CGCCAGGCAGUGCGUGAUCUACGCGUGUGGACAGACCAUGGCGUUGUAUAGCUCUUGAGGUUAGCAUCUGAAAAACACCUCUGGACAGACGCGUCUGCGCACCGUAAACUGCCGACAGCGACGGCGGGGUGAGAAAUAAGGAUGGGGUCCCGAAUCAAGGAGAGCCCCGAGUCCACUUUUGAGGUGUAUCUGGAGGUAGCCCAUCCAGGCACACACAGCUCUGGGCUGGAGGUGCAAAGGCAGUAUCCUGAAGACUACACAGACCAGGAAACUCUUCAGACUGUACCCAAGUUCUGCUUCCCCUUCAGUAUGGACAGCCUGACAGUCAACCAGGUCGGCCAGAAUUUCACAUUUGUGUUAACUGACAUUGAAAGCAAACAGAGAUUUGGCUUCUGUCGCCUCUCCUCGGGUGCCCACACCUGCUACUGCAUUCUCAGCUACCUGCCCUGGUUUGAAGUCUUCUACAAGCUGCUUAAUAUACUCGCAGAUUACACCAUCAAAGGCCAGGAAAGCCAAUGGAAAGAGCUCCUGGUGUCACUACACACACUCCCUAUCCCUGAGCCUGGAGACCCUGUUCAUCUCGGUGUGCAUUCCUUCUUCACUGUGCCUGACACACAUGAACUCCCCAGCAUACCUGAGAAUAGAAACCUAACAGAGUACUUUGUAGCAGUAGAUGUCAAUAACAUGCUUCAUCUGUACGCUAGUAUGCUUUAUGAACGUCGAAUCCUCAUCUGCUGUAGCAAACUAAGCACUUUAACAGCUUGUGUCCAUGGGUCUGCAGCCAUGUUAUAUCCAAUGCACUGGCAACAUGUUUACAUUCCUGUCCUGCCUCAACAUCUAUUAGAUUACUGCUGUGCCCCAAUGCCCUACCUCAUCGGAGUGCAUUCCAGCCUGAUGGAGAAAGUUCGAGGGAUGGCUCUGGAUGAUGUGGUGGUCUUGAAUGUGGACACAAACACUGUGGAAACCCCCUAUGAUGACCUGCAAAGCCUGCCCAAUGAUGUGGUUUCAUCUUUAAAAAGUCGUUUAAAGAAGGUUUCAACAACAACUGGGGACGGUGUGGCUCGAGCCUUCCUCAAGAGUCAGGCAGCACUUUUCGGCAGCUACAGAAAUGCUCUGCAGAUUGAGUCGGGAGAGCCAAUAACAUUUAAUGAGGAAACCUUUGUGAACCACCGUUCCAGUGCCAUGAGACAGUUCCUCCAGAAUGCCAUCCAGCUGCAGCUCUUCAAACAGUUCAUUGACGGCCGUUUGGACCUGUUGAACUCAGGAGAAGGUUUCAGUGACAUCUUUGAGGAGGAGAUCAACAUGGGCGAAUAUGCAGGCAGUGACAAGACCUACCACCAGUGGCUGUUCACUGUGAAGAAAGGGGGCGGGGCUAUCCUCAAUACAGUGAAAACCAAGGCAAACCCAGCCAUGAAGACCGUUUACAAGUUUGCUAAGGACCACGCAAAAAUGCGUAUCAAGGAAGUCAAGAGCCGGCUUAAGCAGAAGGAACAGGCAGAAAACGGCUUCUCCACAGCCGGGUCAGCGGUCAUCGAUGACGACAACAUAACAGGGUUUACCUCUUCCACCAGUGCAGUCAGGAGGGAGGGGCCCCUGCGAACCUUGGACGACCACAGGCCCAUCACUGUGCACUUUGGACAGGCUCGGCCACCAAUGCUGUUGAAGAGGCCAAGCAGCAAUGUGAGUCUGGAAAGCAGCGUGGACCACUCUAUCCGUCCUACUCGUCACUACACAGUCUUUCUCUCUGAGGAUUCAUCCGGAGACGAGCUCCAGUACGACGAUGACUCCAUCUCUGGGUUUCCUGACAGCUUUCUCUCCUCCGUUCCUUUUGAGUGGUCGCCUCUGCCACAGCCGUACCGCUCCCUGAAGGAGGUUGAGUUGAUAGAAGGGGACGAUCCUGGUUUUGGGGCAGAAAGUCACACUGCCCCUCCCAGCCCAGUUAAUGAGAAGUUCUCCAAUGUCAACCUGCUGGGCGAUAUCUUCGGCUGCCAGGACGAACCUGACAGCCAACCAGUUACCUUGGCAAAAAGUCUUGAGGACCUGAGGACUCCAAAAGACUCUGAAGAGCUACAAGCCAAGUUCACCUACCAGCGGAUGGACUUGAGUGUCGGUGAACAUUCGCGAACACUUCCAGGCCUCAAACUCUCCAACCCUUACAACAAGCUGUGGAGUAUAGGGCAGGAUGAAACAGCCUUGCCCAUUUGUGUGCCUCCUACCUGCGAUAGACCUGCGCCUGUCCAACUUCCUGUGCAGACUGAUGCCCACUCUCCAAACCAUGAAAGCUACGGCCUGGGCCCCGACCCUUUGGACCCUUCCAUCCCCGGCAACAUCACCAUUCCACGUCCCCAUGGAAGGAAGACGCCUGAGCUUGGUAGUGUCCUAGCACCCCCCAUGGCCCAGUCGCGCUCUAAACCAGCAGGAGCUGGUGAAGGAGGGACUACAUUAGGGGGACAAGAGUUUAGGCAAGCCCUGAGCAUGACCACAGAUGGAGACCUGCUAAAGCCCACCAAGGCCGCCAAGGACAGUAUAGAUCUGAUAAGCCUGCUAGACCCUCUUAAAAGCUCAGCAGCGACCAGUUCCACUUCACUGAGUGAUGGGGUAGAUAUUGGUGUGUCGUCAUCUUCCUGUAAACCAACACUACCACCAAGGUCUUACCCACAGGGCUUGCCUCCUUUCCCACUGCAUACUCACAUAUCACUCAACCCUUUUGCCCAGUCUCUGCAGCACACCUCCCCUCAAAUGCAUUACUCACCAACUGUAAGUGGGAAUCCCUUCAGUGCGGUCUACGGGCCUCCACCAGGCUCUUACUUACACACACCACCCCAGCCACAGUCCUUUUCUACACUACCGGGGCUCUACAGACAGCAUUCGCCAGGCAGUUCAACUCUGCCACCCAGCUAUGGACUGCUCCAGUCCGCCUUCCCCUCCUCAGUCACCUCCCCGCCUCAGUCCUCUGCCAGCAAUCACCCUCUUUCCAGCCUGGCAGACUCCACGUCAGUCCCCAGUACAGCCAUGAACAUACUGGCAAAGCCCCUUCGUGCUGAGGGAGGCAGCCAGAAGACUCACGAUCCUUUUGGGGAUCUACUGACUAUGGCCAAGCCAGCUACACCCCAAAAGAAGAAGGUGGAGGACCUUCGGAAGAGGUGGGAAACAUUUGACUAAAAUCUGUGAAUAUGUACUGAGAUGCCCCUCUCUGUCACUACCCAAACUUCCCUCACUUCUGUAUCAGGACCCUCUGUUGCAGUAAAUACUACGUUAGGUCUAAUACACAUAAUCAUAGAAGAAUAGCUUUAGCUGAGAUUAAUGACAUGCUGAGGAAUGCAACUUGAGAGUUCUGUAAGAUUCUUCCUAAUCGUCUAUUCCAAAGUGAUGAAUGACCGAAAAAAAUGAAGAAAAGAGUGGAUGACAAUAUCUGUUGGCUCUGCCAGUUUUUUAGCCUUAUGUUAUGUCACAAUUUAUGUACUUGAAUCAUUUAGCAAAUUCUGAAUACAAAUUUCAAAGUAGAGAUUUCCAGAGACAGUAAAUGCAACAUUUAUAGAUAUUGUUAGCUAACUAGAACUAAAAUUAGUUAGGAAACAUUAUUACAUUAUAACAUUAUUUCCCCUGCAAGCUAACAUUAAAGGUACUUUUAAGACGGCAAGCAGUUGCUGCUGCCACCUUCAUUGUUUCGAGUGUAAAGUCAACAACUGAAGUAGGCAGCAGCGGUAAGGAGAAGAGAGGGUGUAUGUGGCUCUCAUGAACGUGUACGGUUAUUUGCCACUGCUGUCUGAGUUGAUGAUGGCUUAACUUGCUUGCUACUCUGCUUGCUACCGCAGCUCACCGUGUGACCAUGGCAACCACAGAAACCACACAGAGGAAAACAAUUCAGGAGCUCAUUUUACUACAUUCUGAGUUCCCUGAAUCAUACACCUCUUCACCAGCAGUGAACAAUCAUAGUUAGAACAAAUAGUUAGUUAGACUUGCCAUGUUAAUUGUAUCAUAUUGCUAACCAUUUCAUUAUAAGCUGCUCUUUUUCACUAUUUGAUGAGAUUAGAGUAAGUUGAUAGCAGCAACCUGUAGCAUAUGGUACAGGUUGUUAGUGCGUUAGGAUGUAUCCAGUAGUUGGUUAGGUGCUCCCUGCUGCUGCCUAUUUGAAAUACAAAAUACAACUCAUGUCGCCGGUUGGCUGACGCGGUAGUAACUGCUUGCUGUCUGAAAACACCUCAACUCACAAGCUAACACCCAGUAUUAAAGAUAUAAUCCUUAAGAUUUUCAUUACAUCAUAACCCCAUUUUAGAUUCUGUUGAUGGUUAGAAAUUUCAGAGCUACAGCCAUUGAAUGUCUUUGCAUCCUGUAAUUACCUCUCUAUAUCAUAGAUUUCAUUGUUAUUGGGAGAGUCUGCCUGUCCUGUGCGGGAUUCAAAUCGUGAACCCAUGCAAAAUGGAUUCACAGUAAACUAUGCAUGCACGUACUGGACAUGAAGCAAAAGACAACACUAGAUCAUUAGUACAGUUUUACCAUGUUAGACGUCAUUGUUGACUGUCUUCUUUAUUACAACGAUGUGACAUAAAUCCUCACAGCCCACAGUUUGUUGCGCUGUAAACAGAUACACAAGUUGUUCAUCCUCUAUUAUAUUUCUGACAAGGUAGCUUCUCAAGGUGUAUUUGCUGCUCCCAGUGGUUGAUACAGGUGUCCUUUCCCUUGUCAUUACCACCAGUAACCCCAAAUCAACCAGGACUGAAAGAUCAUAAGUUAAAAUAAAUAGCUUUUAUUACCAAAACGCAGUUUGUAAGUGGUACUUUCAUGUAUGAUGAAAACGUUUUUUUUAUUGUCAGUUUUACUGGUUGACUGUAAUGACAUGAUUUUCUUCUACUGCUGUGUAUUGUGGAUAUGGAGUACAGUUGUGCAAAUUCAUCAGAGAUGACGUAUCAUUUACUGACACAGAAGGUCCUGAUCCAGUUGGUAGGAAUGGUCAUGUGGUGACACCCUAGUACACACACAUGCACAAACCUCCCCUCCCACUACCAUCAGCUCUGCUUCUGACCAGUGACAAACAGGAACGUGUGUGUGGUGAACAAAUGGAGAAUGUGGACUGUGUCAGCCCACAACACUUAAACUCACCUGUACCUGUUUAAGGUUCUCUUGAAUUUGGAUAUUUUGUGUUGUUUCAUUCACCUGCCAUUCUACCCAGGAAAUUCCACACAAAGCAGGCUUUGCUUCAGAUGUUCAGAUGCCAACAAUUCUCAGCCGUCGCCACUCACUAACAAAUUGCUAACACAAUUCUUUGCAAAGCAGCUUCUCGUGUGUUUCAUCUGUCUUUAUUGCCACCACAUUAGCGUAGUGCUCAGUAUAGAUCAGUAUAGACUUGACUUUAAAAAUAGUAUUUCCUGAAAGAGGAUAUCUAUCACACUCACAACAGCAAAUGUCUUAAUGAUGUCAACUUCUACGAUUAGCUUGUAUUAUUAAUAGUAGCUAGUCUGCUAUAAUUGAUAAACAUCCUAAUGGCAUUAUGGUACUGUAGCUACAAAAUGUGGUGCAUCUCACUCACGCAGUUCGUUCACCUAUGGAUGUUUUUGGUAGCUUCAUGCACAGUGUUUUUCUUUUUUCUUUCUGCCAUUCAUGGUGAAUCCCAUCUCUGGCUUGUCUCACUGACCUGUCAAAAUGUGUUGCCUCCUACUGUUAAGAAACUUUUUAAGAAACCCUGCAAGCCUACAACAGACUGCAAUGUCCCUAAAAUAAGUUUAAACAUUUCUGUCUAAUUAAAUAUGUGGGGACUUUGAAACACUUUAUUUUAUACUAUGUUGUUUAAUGGGUCUUUUCACCAAUUCUGCUGCUGAUGUAUGCACUGUUGGUUUUUGCCUUAGUCAAGUAUUACUUUGUAUUUGAUGACAGUGAUUGGCUAAUGAGUCACAGGCUGCUUACACAUUGUGAUGUCAAAUGUGCAUAGAGAGCAGAAAUAAUGGUUCACAGUUUUGCCACCAGUUUCUCUUUCAGCUGUUCUGACUUCUCAGAAAUUGUGUGGGUGUCACGCCUUGUCAGCCUUUACUCCUUUUGAGGCGAUACUGGGGCGUUCAUGUGUGGUGAAUGCCAAAAAGUCCUAAUCGAUUCAAAGUGCUGUACAGAUUUAGUUGCUGUUAUGUGUGUUUGAUUGUUUGUUUAUUUGUGUGUGUGUGUGUGUGUGUGUGUGUGUGUGUGUGUGUGUGUGUGUGUGUAUACAGAUUACACUAUUUUUUUUUUAAGACUGAGAGAAGAGUUGUGAUUAGUGUCCUACUGCACUUGCUUAAAAUACAGCUAUUUCAUCAUAACAUGUCAGCUUCACUUGCUUAAAAUUGACUGUAUUGUGUUGAGCUACGCAGGACUUAUUCAUUACCUUAUUACUUUUUCUCCCCAAUUAUGACUGUAUAUCUGUCAAUUGGUCCAGAUGCAGAUAUCUUGUCCGCUGCUUCAUAUUUACAUGCCAUUUCAAAUGAAAAUUCAUGGUUCCCAUGGAAUGAUUCCUGAUUCUUUUAACUUGUGAAACCCUGUCCAUUCCUUUAGCGCCACCAUCAGAUAUUUCCACUUGCUCAACUUUUGUCCAUGACAUUAUACAUCAAGGGACAUGAAUUUGUGGGUUUCAGAGGAUGAAACUUAUGUCUUUGGUGACUGACCUUUUCUUUAGCACCACCAUCACACCAAAUGUCCACUUGUACAAAAGAAAUAUUAAAAUCAAUAUCAAAAUAUUAAAAUCCAA
Molecule: messenger RNA, 6709 nt
Organism: Siniperca chuatsi (mandarin fish)
Lineage: Eukaryota; Metazoa; Chordata; Actinopteri; Centrarchiformes; Sinipercidae
Gene: dennd1a
Product: DENN/MADD domain containing 1A
Exons: 23
Coding region: 142-3162 (1006 amino acids)
Biological process (GO): endocytosis; endocytic recycling
Cellular component (GO): cytosol; clathrin-coated vesicle
Molecular function (GO): guanyl-nucleotide exchange factor activity; phosphatidylinositol phosphate binding
Source: RefSeq, a predicted model, not a curated record